Molecule: messenger RNA, 1455 nt
Organism: Rhinocladiella mackenziei CBS 650.93
Lineage: Eukaryota; Fungi; Ascomycota; Eurotiomycetes; Chaetothyriales; Herpotrichiellaceae
Exons: 1
Coding region: 1-1455 (484 amino acids)
Biological process (GO): fungal-type cell wall polysaccharide metabolic process
Cellular component (GO): fungal-type cell wall
Source: RefSeq, a predicted model, not a curated record
AUGGUUUCCAAAGUCGCAUCUAUCUUGGCUCUUGCCACUGCUGUCUUAGCUCAUCCUCAACGACACCAUCGCUUUCACUAUGGUACCGGUACCGGAGGGGGCUUUGGCUUUGCUAAGCCUACCGGUGCUACAUUCCCCAAUGGUACGGCUCAGACCAACGGUACAGACUUCGGUGGUUCCCCUGUUGAGUCUCCCGUCAUGCCUGUCAAGACUGUCACAGUCAUCCCGAUCCCUCUUGAAUCGUCUACUGGCGAUGCUGCCGACGAUUUCUCAAGCUUAUCUGUUGCCAACGCAUCCGAUACCACAGUAACUCCAGCUGGAGGAAGUAGCACCUCUUGUAGUAUCAGCACGACUUCCACUAUCACCACCACCUCCGUCCAAUUCGUCACGGUCACAGCAGGUGCAAAUCUUGCCGAGUCAGGAGAUUCGGGAGAGAAUGUUACCAUUCCAUCGGGAUCUGCCUUAUCUUCUGAUGCCUCCAGCAGCAGCCCCGAAGAUCUCUCUGAUUCGACCUCGGUCAGCCUUGUUGGAGGAACCCCUACCGCUGGAGCUUUCUUCGGAAGACCUUCGACCAGAGCCGGGUCGUCUGGACCCGCUUUCCAGCCAUCAAGCGUAGUUGAGUCAGCCACGCCGACCACUUUCGCGACCAUCGCUGGCUCACCCCCUGCUUCAAGCAGCGAUGCCAAUGCCACUGCGUCGAGUCCGUCAUCACCCUCGAGCUCAACAGCUAGUACAGAUGGCUCUACUAGCGGCAAGAGAGGUUUAUCUUACAAUGAUGCUUCCUUGACAAACGCCUUCGCGGGGAAGGGUAUCAGCUGGGCAUACAACUGGGGAUCUGGACCCGAUGGCGCCAUAGUCUCAGGAGCCGAGUAUGUGCCAAUGCUGUGGGGCUCCAGCUCGGUUUCAGGAUGGUCCAGCGCUGUCCAGUCUGCUAUUUCCAGCGGAUCCGAGCACGUUCUCUCCUUCAAUGAGCCUGAUCUAUCAAGCCAGUCGAACAUCGAUCCUUCCACUGCUGCCCAACUCCAUAUUGAAAAUGUUGCUCCUCUAUCUGGCCAAGUCUCGAUUGGUUCUCCAGCAGUGACCAAUGGUGCCGGUUCUAAUCCACCAAUGGGAACAACCUGGCUGCAGCAAUUCUUUGAUGCCUGUGCUGGACAGUGCAAUAUCGACUUUGUUACUUUCCACUGGUACGAUUCAGCCAGCAACGUCGACUAUUUCAAGUCACAUGUGCAGGAUGUCAUUGACACCGCCGCCAAGAAUGGCGUGAGCAAGGUCUGGCUGACUGAAUUCGGCGCGUCUGGCUCAGAUAGUGAUGUCGCGUCGUUCCUGAACGACGUUAUCCCAUGGCUGGACUCUCAGGCUGCCGUUGAACGCUACGCCUACUUCAUGUGCAGCGAUGGCCUCCUGGUCAGUGGAAACUCUAUCUCGUCUCCAAUUGGCGAGGCAUAUCUGUCAUAA